This is a messenger RNA of Cajanus cajan (pigeon pea), 1327 nucleotides long. Lineage: Eukaryota; Viridiplantae; Streptophyta; Magnoliopsida; Fabales; Fabaceae. The record is from RefSeq and is a predicted model, not a curated record.
GAUCUCACACCACCUCACAAUCAAGGCGAUCUCUGCAACCCACUUCCCACUACUUAUUCAAAACAUAAUUGUCCUAUUCCGUGACGUUAUUUUCAGAUUUUAAACGAGGUGUUCCUCCUCCUGUCCUAGCUUCUUGUUUGUUAACGCACGUUUCAAAAAGUUAGCGGAUCGCUUCUGCGAGAUAGUGAAAUCACAUCCAAGUUCCGUGACUAAUUAAGGUGGUAAUGGAAUUUUGGCCAGAAUUUCUUGCGAGCAGCACCGGUAAAGAGUUUGUUGCAGGAGGGUUUGGAGGCACUGCUGGCAUAAUCUCUGGUUACCCAUUAGACACGCUGCGUGUGAUGCAACAGAACUCCAACAAUGGCUCUGCCUUCACCAUCCUUAGAAAUCUCCUCGCCAAACAAGGACCAACUGCUCUCUACCGUGGCAUGGCUGCACCUUUAGCCUCUGUUACCUUUCAGAACGCAAUGGUUUUCCAAAUUUACGCAGUUCUGUCGAGGGCAUUUAGCUCGUCCGUUUCAAUUAACGAGCCUCCUUCCUACAAGGGUGUGGCGUUAGGAGGAUUUUGUAGCGGCGCUUUGCAGAGCAUGUUGCUCUCCCCUGUGGAGUUAGUGAAGAUUCGCCUUCAGCUGCACAAGCACAACACAAGAGAACCGCAAAAGGGUCCCAUAAGGGUGGCCAAAAACAUAUGGAAAAAAGAGGGUCUGCGUGGCAUUUACCGAGGGCUUGGCAUCACCAUGCUACGUGAUGCACCGGCACAUGGCUUAUACUUUUGGACAUACGAAUACGCUAGGGAGAAGCUUCACCCUGGUUGCAGAACAAGUUGUGAAGAGAGGUUGAAUACUAUGCUGCUUUCAGGAGGACUGGCCGGGGUUGUGAGCUGGGUUUUCAGCUACCCUUUGGACGUUGUAAAGACGAGGUUGCAGGCUCAGACACUCUCUUGGCCGAAAUAUAAUGGCAUUUUGGAUUGCCUGAGAAAGAGUGUUACAGAGGAAGGGUACGUUGUGCUGUGGCGGGGCUUGGGAACUGCGGUUGCAAGAGCCUUUGUGGUCAACGGUGCUAUCUUUUCGGCUUAUGAGAUUUCUCUCAGGUGUCUGUUUCACAAGUGACAGCUCAAGCAUUCAAAUGUGGGAAACAAUCAUACUAGUUGUCGUUUGAAUUGAGGGAGACAUGAGAAUGGGAUAGCACAGCACAUUUUCGAUUGCCAAGUGUCCUCAAAACUGAAAAUUGACAUUCAGCUAUGCUAUUUCAUCAUCAUUACUUGAUGUAGUUGCCGAAUGCCAAACAUAUUCGCUCACAUUCAGAUAAAAGGAAACCAAGAAACGAGGAA